Aureobasidium subglaciale EXF-2481 is the source of this 430-nucleotide messenger RNA. RefSeq lists its product as uncharacterized. The transcript has a single exon. Lineage: Eukaryota; Fungi; Ascomycota; Dothideomycetes; Dothideales; Saccotheciaceae. Bases 46 to 231 code for a protein of 61 amino acids. The record is from RefSeq and is a predicted model, not a curated record.
UGAGCCAUUCGACGCAUAGCUCUAGUCAUUAUUGUGAUGUUGAUCAUGUCCUCAUUAUCAUUUUUCCUGCACGGAGAGGAGCUCAUGUUGCCGGUGCUGGCGAAGAUCGUGAUUGUCCUUCCGAUAGUCGUUGUUUUCUUCCUCAGUGACACGCGCCUGUUUGCUGGAUGGAGGAAUGGCUGGUAUUCAGGUCACAAGGUGCGGGAGAAGGUCAAAAAGACCCUCGGGUGAUGCUUUUAGCCAGCUAGAGUGCGAGGUAUGACCUCAGGGACGUAGAGGGCGUUCGUAAGGGUAGUCAGUGGCGUUCUACGAGGUCGACGGCCAUGGCAAGGACAUCAUAAUUGGAGCGGUUGUGAUAUUCCAGAAGGAUGCGACGGGUCGGGUGGACUUUCACAUGCAAAUAAUAUGCUUUAUCGACCAAUCACGUGGA